Molecule: messenger RNA, 7154 nt
Organism: Oncorhynchus tshawytscha (Chinook salmon)
Lineage: Eukaryota; Metazoa; Chordata; Actinopteri; Salmoniformes; Salmonidae
Product: protein-methionine sulfoxide oxidase mical3b
Exons: 31
Coding region: 1201-6723 (1840 amino acids)
Molecular function (GO): FAD binding; protein binding
Source: RefSeq, a predicted model, not a curated record
CUUCCCAUCACUAGAUGAUGACAUUACCCCGUAGGGAGAUGUCGCUGUCAUCUAUAUAAAUUAUAAGACAACGUUCUAAUCCAAUGGGGUUAUGUGAAAUCUUAAGCAAACAGUGGGAGACUUGGUUGGGUUUCAUUGGAAAGGUUGAGAAGCCCAGUCAUGGAGAGGUUCAUGUUCAAAUUAGACUUUAACACCACCCGCAGCUUAGUGGUGUGUGUGUGUGGUGGGGAGCGGGCAUUAUACUGAAGUAGUUACUGGGAAUAUAGUAUGGAUCAGUGAAUGUGAUCAGGUAUUAGCUGCAGCUUAAGCCAUGGGGUCAGGGGUUAGCCACAGUGUCCAGCCAUAGAUUCAGCCCUGUGUGACUUUUUCACCCACCCUCUCAUUAGGCUUGGGUCUUCAGCUAUGGAAAACAUGGAUCCUUUUGGGUUAGCAAAGAUUCAUAUGACCGUAAGUUGAACAUUGUGGGUAGGCCUAUAAAUGUGCAUUUCCUCUGUCAUGUGUAGGUACCUCUACACAGACCGAAUGUGUAACCCAACCGUUUCUCUCUGACAACACUAGUGGGUUUGGGUCUUGGCCAUGUGCACAAAUGGGCCUCGGUCUGUGUGUUCUGUUCACACACACCCACUGUUUUUGUGUGGCUAUGAGCGGGAUCUCUCUCCCUCAGCGCCACGUUCUUACAGAAUGAUCUCUCUGUUCUGAUCCCUCUCCUCUUUAAGCUUGUUAGAUCCCAGUCUGUUUCCCAGGGACACCAUGAGAUUAGGUGUGUGUGUGUGUGUGUGUGUGUGUGUGUGUGUGUGUGUGUGUGUGUGUGUGUGUGCAGGCGUGCCCGUUUGAGUGUGUAGCCUGUUAACAUGCUGUGUGGGAGGAGUCUGUACUUUGCUGUUCCCUGACCUUGGAUGACAAAAGUGUCUGGGUGUGAGAGAGCGAGAAAGACAGACUUGGAGAGUUUGGCAUCAACAUAAUGCACAUCAAGCUAUAAGGAAGGGAGGGGGACAGACUGAGACCAUGGGGGCUGCAGUAUAGGCUACUGCAGUGCAGGUUUGUGGGGUGUUGUUUCUGUGGCUGAAGAGAGAUUUGCAUUAGGAUUCUGAGGGACACCUGGCAACCCGUGGCUGAGCCGAGGAGUGACGAUGUCUGUACAGGCCAGAAGACAACACAGCAUUCAGCAGCCAAUGAAAGAGCCCGGAACAGGAAGCUGAGAUGGAGUUCUCAGGGUGCCCUGCUGCUGCCGGUGUUGCCGACGAGGCCCAGGAGGCGGAGCAGGCGGAGAAGGAGGGCCACGCCCAGGUUCAAUUUGAUGAGUUUGUCCAGGCGUCCACCUGCAGAACGACACUCCGUGCCUUCAACCUGCUGUGUGAGCACCUUCAGCUCACACACACACACACACAGCCACAGACAUACCCCCCGACGCAGCCACAGCGGCCUUUCUACCACACCCUCAAAGAACGCCUCAGCUACUGGAAGGCCAACGCACUGUGGGCCAAACUGGACAAACGGGCAGCCCACCACGAAUAUGGGAAGGGCCGUGUCUGUGCCAACACAACGUGUGUGAUCAUUGGGGCGGGGCCAUGUGGUCUGCGUACAGCAGUAGAGCUGGGGUUCCUGGGGGCCAGAGUGGUGCUGCUGGAGAAGAGGGAUGCCUUCUCCAGGAACAACGUCCUCCACCUCUGGCCUUUCACCAUCCAUGACCUCAGGGGCCUCGGGGCCAAGAAGUUCUACGGAAAGUUCUGUGCUGGAGCCAUUGACCACAUCAGUAUACGGCAGCUACAGUUGGUGUUAUUAAAGGUGGCUCUGUUGUUGGGGGUGGAAGUCCAUGUCAACGUAGAGUUCAAGGGACUGGUGGAGCCACCUGCGGACCAGGAGCAACAGAAGGUAGGCUGGAGGGUGGAGGUGAAACCCAUGUCUCACCCUAUUAACACACUGCAGUGUGACGUGGUGAUCGGAGCUGAUGGACGACGGAACACUCUACCAGGGUUCAGGCGUAAGGAGUUCCGAGGCAAGCUGGCCAUUGCUAUCACAGCUAACUUCAUGAACCGUAACACCACGGCUGAGGCCAAGGUGGAGGAGAUCAGUGGAGUGGCCUUCAUCUUCAACCAGAGGUUCUUUCAGGAGCUACGGGAUGCCACGGGAGUGGACCUGGAGAAUAUAGUGUACUACAAGGACGACACGCACUACUUUGUGAUGACAGCUAAGAAGCAGAGUCUGCUGGAGAAAGGAGUCAUUCUGCGGGACAAUGCAGACACAGAAACACUUCUCUCACGGGGAAACGUGGACCAGAAUGCACUGCUGGCCUAUGCCCGCGAGGCGGCGGACUUCUCCACCAAUCACCAGCUGCCGUCCCUGGACUUUGCCAUGAACCACUACGGGCAGCCUGAUGUUGCCUUGUUUGACUUCACCUGUAUGUACGCGUCGGAGAACGCUGCACUGGUCAGACAGAGACAUGGACACCAUCUACUGGUCACGCUGGUAGGAGACAGCCUUCUGGAGCCAUUCUGGCCCAUGGGGACAGGUAUAGCACGGGGGUUCCUGGCAGCACUGGAUUCUGCCUGGAUGGUACGGAGCUGGGCUCAAGGCCUCGCCCCUCUGGACUUACUUGCUGAAAGAGAGAGUCUGUAUCGUCUCCUUCCUCAGACCACUCCAGAAAAUGUCAACAAAAACUUUGGUCAAUACACCGUAGACCCAGCUACCCGCUACCCUAACAUCAACCCUCAACUCAUCAGCCCGGCACAGGUGGGCCAUCUAAUAUACACAGGAGAGAAUGGAGGUUCGGGUGUGGUCCAGGAACCGCAACCCCGAUCCCCCUUGCCGAAGCUACUACGACAGGAGUCCUUCUCUCGCUCCAGUAAGCUUUUGUCGUGGUGCCAGCAGCAGACGCAGGGUUACCGUGGCGUUGCUGUUAGCGACCUCACUACAUCCUGGAAGAGUGGCCUAGCUUUGUGCGCCCUCAUCCACCACUACCGCCCUGACCUCAUUGACUUUGCCUCUCUGGGGGAGGAUGAGGGGGAGGUGAAUAUGAGGUUGGGGUUGGAGGUGGCAGAGAAGGAGUUUGGCAUCUCUCCUGUGAUGACUGUCGAGGAGAUGGCGUCUGUCAGUGAAACGGACACUCUCUGUAUGGUCAUGUACCUCAGCCAGUUUCACCAGCUCUUCAAGGACGCACUGCCCCCAAGUGAAUCCCAGACUGAGAGCCCAGAUGGGAGGGCUGCUGUGAUCGGUCCUGCCUCUCUCCUCAGCCGCCUGGGCCACAGCCCAUCCCGCAAGCGCAACCCCAAGGAGCAGAAGGAGAAGGAUGCGGUGGGGAAGAGGAGAAAGACCAGUCGGCCAUGUCUGGAGGACGUGAAACAAGAUCUCAGAUUAAGAUCUCAGGACAGUUAUGAGGAAGAGGCUGCCCUGUGCUCUGUGGGUGGAGCAAGCCAGAGCAGAGUGCGCUCGAUGGCCAAUCAGCUGCUGGCCAAGUUUGAGGAGAGUGCCCCUUGCCCCUCCUCCACGCCAGCUGCAGCUCUACGCAGACAGGGGGACUCCAUGCCCACGCUUCCACCUCCUCCAGCGUCCCCUGACCCCCAGGCCCAGCCAGCCCUUGUGGCCUCCGCUGCCACCUGGAAACAGGUAAAAAUAAAAUAUGUUCAGAUGUACACAGGGGGAGUGAGCUCAUUGGCUGAACAGAUAUCCAAUCAGCUUCAAAGUCAGGAGUCACCUUCACCCCAGCACACUCCUGAUAGGAAGGAAACGGCUGCUGUUCGCUCUGUGUUGGCAGGGUCAGGAGGGGCCAGUGAUGUGUGUUUCUUCUGCAGUAAGCGCGUGUACGUGAUGGAGAGACUCAGUGUUGAGGGACUGUUCUUCCACCGGAGCUGCUUCCAGUGUGACCACUGCAGCUCCACCAUCCGCCUGGCCUCCUACGCCUACGACCGGCCUAACGGGAAGUUCUACUGUAAGCCGCACUAUGACGUCCGUCUGGUUGGGCCGGUCCAGAGGAAGAGGGCAGCCCCCCCGACCUCCGAUCAGCCCCCAACCCCCUACGAACGGACCCCCUCUCAGCAGACCCUCCUGGAGUCCCAAGCUGCUCUGUCCACUAACCCUCGCUCCUCAGUGACUGUGGUGACAGCAGAUCGCAAGUCCUCAGUGGCAUCUCUGAUUGAGAGGGAGUGUGGCUUGGCUAAGCGCGUGCAUGGCACGCCAGAACGUAUAGAGCUGGAGAACUACCAUGUGAGCAUGGGGAGCCUGGAGACUGAACAGCUAACAGAUGAGCCGGAGGAGGUGCCAGAGGAGACGCUGGCCAAUUACAACCUCAGUCUGCUGGUGACAGAGGAGAAGAAGGCCAAUCACAAGCGCAGCCCGUUGUGGGACAAGAGCAACGAGGGCUCCAGUUCGGAAUCAGAGACGGAGGAGGAGGGGGAGAGGCAGCGGGCUCAAACCAAUGACCUGGCUAGAGACUCCUGGAGGAAGGCCAUGGAACUACACGCACGCCUCCGAGGAGAGAGAGGAGACGACGAAGAAGAGACAGAAGAAGGAGAGGAGGAAGGAGAGGUUGAUGAGGAGGAGGAGGAGUUAUCUAGUGAUGAGGACGGAUCAUCCCCCCUCACUGCUCAGGAGGUAGCCUCGUUGGACGAGUGGCAGCAGAGCGCACACUCUCAAAAUACACACUCUCCAGACACACUCACGCCUGACUCGACAGCACCCGAUACACACGGUCCACACAGCCCCACCAGUGUACCCAAUAUCACCUUCUCCACUCCAGCCACUGCCUCAACACCAUUCACCCCCUUAACGUCACAUGCACCCACAUCAAUGUCCUCUGUCUCAAUUCCAGACUCCUCUGUCUUUACCUACUCCUCCCCUAACUCCUCCACCACCUUGGGCUGCUUCCCCGAUCUGGAAGUGGGAGAGGAGGAUGGGGAAGAGAAAGAGAGGAAGGAGAGAAAAGAGCAAGAGGAGAGGGAGAGAGGGGAGAGGGUGCGUGACCCCAGCACUAGUUCGGGGAUCGGUGUGGGCGGGAGCUCCACCACCUCUACCUCGGACCCUCUCACCCCUCCCUGCAUCCUUCCCCCCACCCAGCACAGGGCAUGCUGGGAUAGCCUGCCCCACCCUGAUGUGGAGGUGGAGUCACUGCAGAGCCCCGCCCCUCGCCCUGCCCCUCGAUUUGUCCCCGCACCUAUCAUGGCGUCGGCUGUUGUGCGGGGGGUCGGGGGCAAGAAACUGAAUCCGUGGGACGUGGGUGGGGGAAGUGGGCCUGCUGCGGGAGGGUCUGUUGGAGCGGGGUCUCUUGGGGAGCAGCUGUGUAAGGGUGAAGUAACAGACCCCUUAGAGGACAUCAACUCCCCCUUGUCCCCCCUGAAGCCCCUUAAGGCAGUGCCCAGAGACGAGAGAGAAAUCGGGAGGAAGAGGGAGAUGGAGAGGAGGAGGGAGAUAGAGAGAGCAGCCAUGGGGGUGGGCUGGGAGGACAUGAAAAUCACCCUAGGAAGGGAGCCUCUCCCAGGGAAGAGCAGAGAAGGUCUGGACCCCCGCAGACUCACAGAGAGCCUGCCUCCCCUCCGUCUCCAGGGGGGCUUCAUCUUCCCUUCACGUAAGUGCCGCAGGGACAACCAGCCCCCCAGCCAGAGUGUGUCUGAAGCGGGCAUAGGAGAGGGUGGACCCCUGGGCCUGUGGAGAGCUGUCAUCUCUGGCUAUAAGAGGGACAGGAAGAAGAAGGGCAGGACUUCCCUUCCCAAUUCGACAACAGCCCCAGCCCCCAAAGAGCAGGGCAGGAGGAAAACUUCUGCAGAGAGAAGAGGUGUGAAGUUCAGGGAGCGCCAGAGCUGGUCGGACCUGGAGGAGUCAGACAUCACCUGCUCUGUUGUGAUGGAGAGAUGCUCCAUGAACCCCAAGGCCAACCUUCGUCUGGAGCUGUUUGACCUAGCGUCAGACCUUCAGAAGGAAACCAUUGAGGAGGAGGAAGAGGAGAAUGAGGAAGGGGAGAGGCACGUGGGGAAAGAGAGGGAGCUGGACAGCUCCCCCCAUAUGGAUACACAGCGGAAGUCAUCGUGCCCUACGGAGGUGGUGGGGGUACUGGUGCACAUGAAGGACCUGAAGGACCCGUCCAGCCUGGAUGUGUCAGAGGCCAUGUUCCACAGAGACCGAGACCCAGAGGAGGAGGAGCUAGAUGCCAGGUUAACACGCAGGGUACAGAGGGCAGCGCGCAAACAGGCCAAACAGGAGCAACUCAAGAGACUGCACAGAGCCCAGAUGAUCCAAAGGCAGUUGGAGCAGGUGGAGGAGAAGCAGAGGCAGCUGGAGGAGAGGGGUGUGGCUGUGGAGAAGGCCUUGAGAGGGGAAGCAGACUACUGGGGAGAGUCGAAUGACAGUGAAGAGCUGGACUUGCACCUGGGAGUCAUGGGCAGGCAGGAUGAUCCAGCUCUGAUGCAGCAGUGGUUCAAGCUGGUCCAGCAGAAGAACUGUCUGAUGCGCUAUGAGUCAGAACUCAUGAUAUUCGCUCGGGAGCUGGAGUUGGAGGAUAGACAGAGCCGUCUCCAACAGGAGCUCAGAGAGAGGAUGGCCGUGGAUGACCAUCUGAAGGGUGAGGCAGAGCUGGCUGAGGAGAAGCUAAUCCUGGGGGAGAUGUUGGAGGUGGUGGAGCAGAGAGAUGCUCUGGUGUCUCUGCUGGAGGAGCAGCGGCUGCAGGAGAGCCAGGAGGACAGAGACCUGGAGGCCAUCAUGCUGUCCCGGGGCCUGGGCCUGCACAACUGGGCCUGAACAACUGGGCCCGAACCUGAACAACUGGGCCCAAGCACAGACACGUCACUUCCCCUCUAAAGCUGCGAUCAGGGUCACGGUUGUGAGGUCACUUCCCCUCUGAUACAACGUUAUGACCAGGAUCAAGGCAGGACAGUGUCUGGAUGAUCAGUUUUUAGGAUUGAAGAUGUUUCCCCAAUCCCCACUGCUACACACAUCUUGCUAUACCCCUGACUGACUGACUGAUGGCCCUAUGCUCACUAUACUCACCCAGGCUGUUGUUAUGGCGAUAUGUGGCAUGUAUGAAUGAUUUGUAUUGUUAUUUAUUAACCAUUUAGAAAAAUGUAUAUUAUGUAAAAAAGAAACAGCACUGAUUUUUUAAAACCUUUUUUUAAAAUGACAUGAAUAAUGUUUUACUUCACACAUUGGAUAAUAAAGACAUUCUGACAUCA